Molecule: messenger RNA, 3914 nt
Organism: Asterias rubens (European starfish)
Lineage: Eukaryota; Metazoa; Echinodermata; Asteroidea; Forcipulatida; Asteriidae
Product: E3 ubiquitin-protein ligase TRIM71-like
Exons: 3
Coding region: 151-2109 (652 amino acids)
Biological process (GO): positive regulation of DNA-templated transcription
Cellular component (GO): chromatin; nucleoplasm
Molecular function (GO): zinc ion binding; ubiquitin-protein transferase activity
Source: RefSeq, a predicted model, not a curated record
GCCUCAUGAACGGACCCACUCACUCAGCACAAUAUACAUGCACAGAGAGGUUGUGGAUGCUAAGUCGGUGGUACUGAUGACGAAAGACUUCAAACACCAUCAAUAAUUUGCUUAUCACAUUGGAAAGAUUGUAACAAGCUUAAGUCAAAGAUGGCUGCCCGUAUCACAGUCCAUUCAGUGCUUGAUAAGAUCAGUAAGGAUCAUCUAGAAUGUCCAAUAUGCACCAAUCGCUUCAUCAAUCCAACAAUGCUAGACUGUCUACACAGCUUCUGCUUCACAUGCCUCAAGGAGCUUCACCAACAAGAUCCUAACAACUCCAUCCUACUGUGUCCUCUGUGCAGAAAGAAAACAACACUAGAAGACAACAAGGUUGACAGUCUACCUAAGGACUUUAAACUCAAUGCCCUGGUGGAAGAGUUUACUGUUCAGGAGCAACUUAUUGAGGGUCAUGGGUCAGAGGUCAAAUGUCAAGCCUGUAAAAGAGAUCAUACGGCUGUUUCCAGAUGUAUUGACUGUGAACAUUUUAUUUGUCAUGAAUGUCAACAAGCACAUCAGCAUAUGGCUAUUUUGGAAUCACAUAAAAUCUACUCACUUGCUCAACUGCAAUCAGGUGUAGUAACCUACCGCAGUAAAAUCAGGGAGUACAUUCCAAAGUGUGGCAAGCACAGUGAUCAGACUCUGAACAUCUACUGCAACACAUGCCAGAAGUUAGAAUGCACAACUUGUACCAUUCUUGAUCAUGCAAACCAAACACAUGACCCUAUCGGCAUACCUGAGGCUUUAGACAAAUGCAAACAGGAAGUCGCAGAGCUGGUUGCAAAAGCUGAGAAAUGCAAGGCUGAUAUUAAAACUGCCAUGGAACAAGCUAGUGAGUCUCGCAAGAAACUGGAAUCUUCAUAUGCUGAAACCAAAAUGAAAAUCUCCCAGAAGGCUGCCAAGGAGAGAGCAAAGAUCACCGAAGAGGAACAGCAGCUGAAACAAGAGGCAGAGAGUGUUUACAAAGACAGAGUUCAGACAUUUGAAACUGCAGAGGCAACCAACACAAAAGAAGUGACCCAGGUAGAGCACAAGCUGGAUGAAGUGAAUCAGUUCAUGACCCAAGCAAGUUCUCAUGAGAUUCUGGAUUUCAAGCUGAAACUUAAAAACAAUCUUGAUGAACUAAUUAAGAUACAAGGUGAGAUUGUGUCUGACAGGCUUUCCUUUCUUGAGUUUGAAGAAGGUGAAAGGUCAGUGGGAAGACUGGUGCUGGAAGAUGAGCAACAAGCUAAAGCAGAGGCUCAGGCCAAGGAACAUGAAACAAUCCAUACAAAACAAAAGUGGAAACUGAAAGAAAGUUUCAGUCUAUUUGGCUUCACGCAAUGUCAGACGGAAAGGUUUGUUACAGCUUUCUCCGACAAUGAAAUAGUAGUAUUAGAUAUAGACCACGAUGCAUUGUGUGCAUUAAAACCUCAAGUAGCAGCAAACACAUCACAGUCUACUCACUGCCCACAAAGAUUAAAACUAAAAGGUCUUUCUGAACCAUCAGCACUCACUGUGGGCAAUAAUGAUCACCUGUAUGUGAUUGACAAUCUAGAAGUCAAGGUCUUUAACAGGAAGUAUAUGCCCCUCUAUCAGUUCCAACUAAUGGUAAGAAACUUCUCCCCAUCAAGACUUGCGGUGGAUGAAAACAAUCUUAUAGCAGUGGGUUAUUCAGAAGGGCGGAAGAUCUCACUCUACAACCCUGAUGGAUCACUCAUCAGAACAUUCUCUACUCCAGUACAGGUAGACUAUUUGACUUUAUACAAGGAGAGGAUUAUCUACAGCAGUAGAGGUGAUCUUACACAUUUACACUCAGUUGAUUAUAAGGGUGGAAAGGUGUUCUCAGUAGAUAUUAAUCAGUCUGAAGAUUCCUGGGGUAUUUGCUGUGAUAAAGAUGGAAGUAUCUUUGUUGCUCAAUAUAAUAGGACAACACAAAACAAUAGAAUAUGUCAGUACAGUCCUGAUGGCAAGUACAUUGGAUGUGUCAUUGAGGAUUGUGGUGAUGCCUAUGACAUCACAUUCACACCAUCUGGCAAUCUUGUAGUGGCAGCAAUGACAUCAGUACACAUCUUCCAAGUUGUUUCCCAGUAAGAAUAGUACCUCACUUAACAUGCGAAAGUUAACUAUAAAAACAAAACAACUGAACCAAUAAUAUCAUAACAUACACAUUACACUAGUUCAUUAUAUUGUAAAUGUAGCGAUUUGCUGGCUCCUACCUAAUUAGGAGACUUGUUGCAGUAGUCACAUUUUUAACAAUAACAUACAAUGUCAAUGGGUAAACAGUGUGAUUGAAAUAACUUUGAGACACUGUAUGUUGUAUAGGAUUACAAGGUUUAUAUUUGUUGUGUUGUCAUUUAGCCUCUGAGGAAGACUCCUGCUGGAGUCAAAAGAAAUGUCAAGCCUCAAACUAUUUGUUGGAAUACAAGGUUGUCAGAGAUGCACUGUUUAAAAUUUCAAGGAUGACUCAUUGAAACCAACUAAAACCAAAGCAAAGACACAGAUAAUAGGAUUAAGUGUACAGUAAAAGAAAGAGGGGUUUAUGGGCGUCAUCUGGACAAUCUGUUUAUUGUUUAGUCUUCCUGUCCUGCUGGUCAAUCUGUUUUGUACACUUGUAAAAGUAUUAUUGUUGGAAGUGAACAUUUUGGACACCUUGUAUUUGAUUCAUCAGAAUAUCUGGAGAAUUAAUUUCCUAAACCUAAAUAUAUCCUUGAAGAGCAUCCACAAUCUGAAAUGUCUGAAGCCAAAGGCAAAGGAGGCAAUAUGGCAUUAUGUACAUUACGUUGUUUCAUAACAACAAAAUUAAUUGUAAAUCGCCUAAAUUACUGUUUAUGUGAAGAAGAAAAAGAAAGAAAAAAAAGAAAAAGAAAAAGGGAUACAAAAAAAGGUGUUCCACUUCCAUGUGACAUCCAAAUUUGGUACAGAAUCACCUUAAGAUAAGAUGGAAUGUGGAACAACAACUACUCAAAAAUAACCUUGUUGCAUGGAAACAACAAUUUAAUAAGUGGACAGUACAAAUAGCAAGAUUUAUUGCCCCUAACUAAUUUACUGUCUGUCUCUUCACAUUUUGCAGAGUUUGUAAGUACUUAUAACACAAUGAAUGGCUUAUCAUGCCCACCUAUUAUCUUUAACGAUCAAGUUUGGUAUUCCAACAUGCAUUAAAGGACACUGUUGUUCAAUAAGAUCACAUUAAAUUUAAUUCAAAUUAAUAGUUGUUUUCUUAAUUCUAAUGCCUGUCAAAUGGAAUCAAACAAUGUACCGUAAUCACCACCGUUUAAGUAAACUGACGAUUAUUGUUAUUUUCUUUUCCUACUUUUCUUAUAUUUUCCAUUUUGCUUGUAAAUUAACACAAACACUUCAUCACUAUCAUCUGCUAGCUCCCAGAUGUAUAUAAAUUGCUUUAUUGUUUUACUAAGCCUUUUAAACUAAAAGACAGUUACUGUGUGUAAAUUGCAAAAUAAAUGUAUGAAAUGAACAGGUUGAAAUGUAGUUGCAUUUACAUGCAUUAAAGGACACUGUUGUUCAAUAAGAUCACAUUAAAUUUUAUUCAAAUUAAUAGUUGUUUUCUUAAUUUUAAUGCCUGUCUAAUGGAUUCAAACAAUGUACUCACCACCGUUUAAAUAAACUGACGAUUAUUGUUGUUUUCUUUUACUACUAUUCUUAUAUUUUCCAUUUUGCUUGUAAAUUAACACAAACACUUCAUCACUUUCAUCUGCUAGCUCCCAGAUGUAUAUAAAAUUGCUUUAUUGUUUUACUAAGCCUUUUAAACUAAAAGACAGUUACUAUGUGUAAAUUGCAAAAUAAAUGUAUGAAAUGAACAGGUUGAAAUGUAGUUGCAUUUACAUGCAUUAAAGGACACUGUUGUUCAAUAAGAUCACAUUAAAUUUUAUUCAAAUUAA